Molecule: messenger RNA, 1515 nt
Organism: Pyrenophora tritici-repentis Pt-1C-BFP
Lineage: Eukaryota; Fungi; Ascomycota; Dothideomycetes; Pleosporales; Pleosporaceae
Source: RefSeq, a predicted model, not a curated record
AUGAAGCGUCUACAGCUUCAGUCGAAGCGCAGAGCUUCGAUCUCGUCCGCGUCUAGUCCUGCGAAGCGCACACGAUCCGUCUCGAUCUCGGUCAAGGUCAGCCAUGAACCCACGCCCCUGGAGCCCCUCAAGACACCAAAAGUCCCUGCUGCUCCAAAGAACACGCAAGCCUGCCUUGGCGGUGUACCUGAAGAGCUUCUCUUGAAUAUACUGCAAAAGUUGGAUGGUAGCCCUGGUACCCUGGCGAAGCUGUGUCGGACAGAUCGGCGUUGUAAGCGUGUCGCAGAAGAAGUGUUGUACAACAAGGUUGCUGCUUUUGAUCACAAAAAAGCGCGGGCGAUUGCUGCUGCUCCUCGACUGGCCCUGCAUGUUCGUUCUUGCAAUGCCAACUUCUUCGAUGGCUUCUACCAUUCGCCGCAUCCAAAAGGCAGGUUCACUCAGGUCAUCGCAAAUGCGGUCAAUAUCCACAGCCUGCGUGUGUACGACUCCACCGAUGGGCCCGGAGAACAUAUUCAUCAGAAGAUAGGCUGGCUGUCUCUGUUCCAUUCCGCAACUUGUCAGUCUGGCAACAGUCGCGUGAACCAAUUCGCCCAUCUCAGCGAUCUAAAGAUCGAGGGUAACCAUCUUUCGGUCGAGAACAUAGCAUCCGUGUUUCGCCUACCGUCUCUGAAGGUUUUAGAGCUCAAACGUAUUCACCAGACAACGCCGUUUGCGAACUGGAGCAUCCCCGACUCGAGUUGUUCGAUCCAGUCUCUCAGGCUUAUCGACACAAUGAUGGACGUUACGGCUGUUACACACGUCAUCUCCGCCAUGAAAGCUCUUCGGAAUUUCACGUACCUUCGCGAUACUUGUAUGUGGGAACCUUUUGGUAGCGAGCAUUCCGCACUAUCCAUGUGGCCAUCCCACUCGUGGCAAAUCAUAGGAGAUGCGCUGAGGAAGCACCGGGAUUCUCUUGAGACAGUGCAGGCUCGAGACUCAUCUGAUAAGGAAAUUAUCGACAUUGUGUACCCUGAAGGCGACAAAUUUGGUACUUUUGGCUCUUUCCAGGGCUUUUCCAAACUGAAACAUUGCGGUGGGCCGAUUGAAGCGUUCCUCGAUGUUGCAGCCGGCGAAGACGACCUCUCGAUGUACCUCCCGCCAACUUUGAGCACGUCGUGCAUAACGAUCUCGACGGACAACAGUGCCCUUUGGACAUAUUGUCUCUCUGCAUUAGCUUCUUUGAGAGAUGUUGUUCGCGAUAGUACACGGAAAGAAGUCAAACUGAUUUGGGACGGUGCUCUGCCAACCUCUACGCUUUCACUAUCUAAUCCGUUGGAAAUACUGGAACAGACCGGGAUAGAGCUGAGGCUGAAUAUAAAUUCGACGAGGCUGACUGUGGAAGAAUUGAAAGAGCUCGAGGCUGAUGGCAAAGAGAAGAAUUCCCAGGCAGGGUCCAACUACGACCAGGAUGAAGACUCUGAGGCGAGCGACAGCGAAUACACAGAUGUUGAACUAUCCGAGGAAGACAACGAAUGA